AUGGCGUCAUACUUCGAUCUCCCGCCGUCCCAGAAGGCCGCGCCAGCUGCGAGUCUAGAUCAAAUAUCCCAGGACCAGCGCAAACAAUUGGGUCGCAUGAACAGCUUAAUGUCCCCUGCAGUCACACAGAUUUUGGAAGGAUUAGGCGACGACCACUCAGACAGCGAUAGCAGCGAAGGAGACAUAUCUGAACAAGAAGAGCAACGUUCCACUCAACAUACCAAGAAAUCACUCGAGCCUCAGCGGCUGAGCCAAGACAAACAAAAGCAUAUCGCUAGCCAGAACCCUCGACCUUCAUCAUUGUCACCAAGCAGAAGUUCUCUGAAAUCGGGUACCGGCAAAAGUUCAAUUCACUCUAAAACUUCUUCGGCACGUGGGAGCGGAGAAAACUCCGCAAAGCCCAGACAAAAACAGCCUCACAUGGCGCGAUUCCACUCUCUUCGCAGCAUGCUUUUCCAACAAAGAAUUGAAGACCAAAUGAAGACUGUCACACAGGAAGACUGUCAGAAUGAACAAAACGCGGCAGACAAGUGGCAUAAGCAACACGAAGAGCGCCAGAUGCACCGCACGGGGACACCUGAGAAGGACUCAUCAGGGAAGAGUGGAAUUGGAAGCAGACUGAGAAUGACGGUAAGAAGGAUGACAACAAAAGAUGCGGGGAAUAUGGAGAAGAUCAGGGAAGAUGGCGCACCAGUCGAAUUCAAUGAUCGGGCAUCAACGGCCUCUUCAGACGUGGAAGGAGAACAAAGGAAUCCAUAUGAGAGUGAUGGAGAGAGCAUCGAUCAUUCUGACGUGGAAGAAUUGGUACGUUGGGUCAGUCGACGGGAUCCACCCAGUGACGGUGAAAGACGAAAAGACAACAGUGUGGUGGAGGCCAAAGAGGAUAGUGGCCACGAGAGCCUUGGGCCGUCGGAUGUUGAUGAACUUGUUCGUUUCGCCAGCAGAAAAUCUGACGCCAAAGAGACUCGCUCAAUCAACGACGGACAUUCAGGGUAUAGCGAUGCGUCCACUGAGUCUGACAGCGAACUCAGAGAAGUAUCUUCAGAUGAAGAAGAGGACGCAGAUGACCUCGUACGCUGGAUAUCGCAUCGCGACGGACCUAAAGCAGGCCCAGUGCGUAGGAACUUACAACGAGCGGAACUGGACUCUGAUGUAGGAGAGCACUACGAGUCUGACGUACCAGAACUAGGUCGCUGGUUCAAGCGCCACGACGGCACUAGCGGCGAGUCUGCAGCGUCUACGCCUGUCAAGGAGACUUUUGACGAUUUUGACGAAGAGGAGCAGCGUGGUCGCCCAAGAAGCCGCGAGGAAAUUGAACCAAUCAAGGAAAAGAGGCAUAUUACAGACGACGACGUCGACGAACUUGUCCGCUGGGUGAGCAGGAAAGAUUCCAAACAGCAAGAAUCACCCGUGCUAGAAGGCGAUAAUCCAAUUGGCCGUCUAAAGCGGGAAGAGGAAGAGAAGCAGCAACAAAUCGGCAUGAGUGUCGAUGAUGGUAGUCUCUCCCAAGCUGAUCUACCGGAUGUUGUCGAACAUGCGCGAAAGACGAGUGGUGGUCCCACUAAUUCUCCACCAACAGGCCCGUUUGCAGUCGAAACCGGCGAUUUGCGAGUACUAAGGGACGAAAAGACAAAAGCGGUUACCCCAGACCAUGACUCCCAAUGCGAUCUAGACGGGCAGAGAGAAAGUCUAGACGAGAAGAAACAAGAGCUAGGCAUGAGUCAUGAUGAUGAGAGUCUGAGCCACAGCGAUGUGCAAGACCUAAUCGCACACGUAAAGAAGAUCUGA
This is a messenger RNA of Alternaria arborescens, 1788 nucleotides long. RefSeq lists its product as hypothetical. The record is from RefSeq and is a predicted model, not a curated record. The coding region runs from base 1 to 1788 and encodes 595 amino acids. Lineage: Eukaryota; Fungi; Ascomycota; Dothideomycetes; Pleosporales; Pleosporaceae. The transcript has a single exon.